GACACAAUGACAUUUUAACAGACAAAUCUCUGUCGGCCUUUACUAAGAUUGAACUUAUAUAAAGAAAUAACCAGCCAACUUCCACAUUUUCUAUUUAUUUAUUGGAACAAGUUAUUAUUUUGAAUUUGGUGAUUUGGACUUUUGUAAUUACCAGGAGGAUGACAAGUUAUUUCCAAUGAAACAACCCUCUGUUAAUCACACAACUAACCUACGUAUUAACAAACAACUAAUUGUCUAAGUUAAGGCCUAAUUACACCUUUCACAAUAAGUCUAAAAAUAAGCAUUCAAAGACUCAGGACUUAUAAGAACAUCUAGUUUUAAAGAUUCUCCAUCCGUUGAUUUAUUCGUAAUUAUAAACUCAUCUUCAAGAAGAAGCUCCUUUUUUUUUCAGAAGAUAAACAAUAACAACAACAAUGGCGUCAGUAGCGACCCAUAUAGUUGUUGUUGUUACCAUGUUGGUCUCAGCCAUGGCCGUAGCUUCAGAGUCCAACAUGCUUCAAGAUAUUUGUGUAGCUGAUUUGUCCAAUGCCGUCAAGGUCAACGGAUACACAUGCAAGGACGGAACACAAGUAACACCGGAAGACUUCUACUUCCAAGGCUUAGCCUCCCCCUCCGCCGCUUCCAACACCUCCACGGGAGCCAUAGUAACCGGAGCCACCGUAGAGAAGCUACCAGGACUCAACACACUCGGCCUCUCCAUGUCCCGCAUAGACUACGCACCAAACGGCCUAAACCCACCGCACAUCCACCCACGCGCCUCCGAGAUCAUCUACGUCCUCGAAGGUCAGCUCUACGUAGGCUUUGUAACAACCGCUGGAAAACUCGUUGCCAAACACGUUAACAAAGGAGAAGUCUUCGUUUUCCCCAAAGGACUUUUACAUUUUCAGAAGAACAUUGCUAAGUCUGCUCCAGCUUCUGUAAUAGCAGCUUUUGAUAGCCAGUUGCCUGGAACACAGUCGCUUGUGUCCUCUCUCUUUGGUGCUCUUCCUGAAGACAUUCUUGUUAAGUCUUUCCAGUUCAAACCCAAACAGGUUAAGAAGAUUAAGUCCAGAUACCAACCCAAGAAAUGAGACAAGAACUUUUUUUUUUUUUUUUUUGAACAACGAAAUGAGACAAGAACAGAACA
Messenger RNA from Brassica napus (rape), 1126 nucleotides. RefSeq names its product probable germin-like protein subfamily 2 member 5. Gene Ontology annotation, cellular component: cell wall; plasmodesma. The record is from RefSeq and is a predicted model, not a curated record. NCBI's taxonomy places the organism in Eukaryota, Viridiplantae, Streptophyta, Magnoliopsida, Brassicales, Brassicaceae. The transcript is spliced from 2 exons. Gene Ontology annotation, biological process: regulation of root development; plasmodesmata-mediated intercellular transport. Gene Ontology annotation, molecular function: manganese ion binding. Bases 414 to 1070 code for a protein of 218 amino acids.